Messenger RNA from Gastrolobium bilobum, 2987 nucleotides. RefSeq names its product chloroplastic group IIA intron splicing facilitator CRS1, chloroplastic-like. Bases 26 to 2362 code for a protein of 778 amino acids. Gene Ontology annotation, molecular function: mRNA binding. NCBI's taxonomy places the organism in Eukaryota, Viridiplantae, Streptophyta, Magnoliopsida, Fabales, Fabaceae. The record is from RefSeq and is a predicted model, not a curated record. The transcript is spliced from 8 exons. Gene Ontology annotation, biological process: RNA splicing, via transesterification reactions.
UCAUCUGCUACUGUGACUGUGAGCAAUGAUGCUGUUCCUGUCCCUUCCUUCUCCUCUAUCCCCUAACUCUUCACCAUUUUCAUUUUCUCACAUUCGCAUUUCCUCUUCAUUGCUCCCAAACCACAACAACAACAACAACAAUAAUGAUCACCAACCCAAUUCGCUUUCAAUUCCCAAGGUUCAUUCUGAUGGCAAUGUUGCCAUCAAAGCCCCCACACCUCCAUGGAUGACGGGUCCUCUUCUUCUCCAACCCCAUGACCUUCUUCACUUCUCCAACCCCAAGAGAUUCAACAAGGGCCUUGAUAAGCUAGAAAAACACGAACACGAACCUACUGAUAACGAUAAAGCUUUGACUGCUAAAGUGGUCAGAGGGAAGAAGGUCAUGAAGAAAAUUGUUCAAAGAGUUGAAAAUCUUCACAGGACCCAGAAUUCAGCUGAGACUCAAAUGGGUUCUGCUAAAGUUGAAAACUUUGGGGUAUGUUUGGAAAGUUUGAAGGAAAAUGAGGAGGUUAGAAGUAGGGAGAGAAUGCCGUGGGAGAAGGAUGAGAGUGUUGUUCCUCUGAGAAUGAAAAAGGAAAAGGCUUUAACAGCUGCGGAUUUGACUCUUGAUAAGGAGCUGCUGACAAGGUUGAGGGAUGAGGCUGCAACAAUGAGAAUUUGGGUCAAGGUUAAGAAAGCUGGUGUUACACAAGCUGUUGUGGAUGAAAUUAAACGGACUUGGAGGAGAAAUGAACUUGCCAUGGUUAAAUUUGAUAUCCCUUUAUGCCUGAAUAUGGAUAGAGCUCGAGAAAUUGUUGAGACAAAGACUGGAGGCUUGGUUGUCUGGAGUAAGAAGGAUGCUCUUGUGGUUUACCGAGGAUGCAAUCAUCAGUUGACCUCUAAAGGUUCUCCAAAUAUUUAUACUGGCUAUAUUCAUAGUCAAAGAAAAAAUCCUUAUGAAAUGAAUUGGGUGGAGUCAGCUACCAAAGGAGAUGGUUACUGGGUUAAAUUCAACCGCAGUACAAGUGAGAUGCUGAGCUGGAAUGCGGAUCAUAAGGAUUCUAUAUCAAUUGGCAUCCAAGAUAUGAGUAGCCAACCAGUCAGCGGAUCAUUGUAUGAGAGGGAAACUGAUAGAUUAUUGCAUGGCUUAGGACCUCGGUUCAUUGAUUGGUGGAUGCACAAGCCACUUCCAGUAGAUGCUGACUUACUUCCAGAAGUGGUUCCUGGAUUUAAGCCUCCAUUUAGGCUUUGUCCACCUCAUGCUAGUGCAAAACUAACUGAUAAAUGGCUAACGUACUUGAGGAGGCUUGCUAAACCUUUACCAACUCAUUUUGUCCUUGGAAGGAACAAAGGACUUAAGGGCUUAGCUGCUGCUAUCUUAAAGUUGUGGGAGAAGAGUCUUAUAGCAAAAAUUGCUAUCAAGUAUGGAGUUCCAAAUACUAACAAUGAAAUGAUGGCCAAUGAACUGAAGUGUCUCACUGGAGGAGUUCUGUUGUUGCGCAACAAGUUUUACAUAGUACUCUAUAGGGGAAAUGAUUUCCUUCCAAGAAGAGUUGCUGCUUUGGUAGAAAAGAGAGAAUUGGAGCAUAGAAGUUGCCAACUUCAUGAAGAAGUUGCACGGACGAGAACAAUUGAAGCCUUUCCUUCUGUUGAUGAUUCACCGGAAGACACUAGUACUAGUGGAACUUUAACAGAAUUUAGGAAAAUCCAAACAAAGCUUGAGGAAAUAAAAGAAGUCAAUGUAGAUUCAAACAUUCAACUGGAGGCUGAAAUAUAUAGACUGGAGAGGGAAUUGAAAGAGGAACAGCGCAAAGCUUUCAUUCUUAACAAGAAAAUAGAGAUAUCAGCAGGGAAAUUAUCAAAAUUAAAUGCUGCAUGGACACCUGCUGAGCAUGAGACAGACCUGGAAAUAAUGACAGAUGAGGAGAGAGAAUGUUUCCGAAAGAUAGGAUUGAAGAUGAGAAGUUGCUUAGUGCUUGGCAGGCGUGGAGUCUUUGAUGGUGUAUUGGAAGGCUUACAUCAACAUUGGAAACACAGAGAAGUAGUGAAGGUCAUUACGAUGCAGAGACGAUUCAGUCAGGUCAUCCACACUGCAAAAUUUCUGGAGGCAGAGAGUGGUGGAGUUAUAGUUUCGGUUGAUAAACUAAAAGAGGGCCAUGCUAUUAUUAUUUACCGUGGAAAAAACUAUAGGCGACCUUCAAACAAAAUAUCAAAAAAUCUCCUGACCAAAAGAAAAGCAUUGCGUAGAUCUCUUGAAAUGCAAAGAAUUGGAUCACUGAAGUUUUUUGCUCAUCAGAGACAGCAGACAAUAUCUGAUUUGAAGCUGAAACUGGCAAGCUUGCAGCAGAGAAAGGAAGUUGAGCUGAGAGAAUUUGAAAAUUAAUGCAUGCAUGUCUAAGACAUGUAUCAUGCUGCAACUGCUUUUAUGUUGUCUGCUCAUUGACCCGUAGACAAGAUAUGACAUAUGAGAAAUUCAACAGGCAUCGGCAAGCAAAAUAUACAUAUUUUUCGGGUAAGAUUUUCACAUAUAUUUAUUGUAUAAAAUUUCUUGUGUGAGCUCAGUUGUCCAAAUGAUUAUUUACUUCCUAUACCAGAAAAUUAAUCACAUGUCAACCAUUGACUAUGACUUUUUUCAUGAGCUUAUUAUUAAAGGAGGUGAGGGAAAUUAAUACUUGUAGUUCCUAUUCUUCACUUUCUGGAUCAAAAGAUACGCUGACCAUAGGUCCUCAAGAAGGAAAAGUUUUAUGCCGUUUGAUCUCCUAUCAAUCCUAUUUAAAACAUCAAAACAAGGGUGAGGAACCUUGACCUGCUUCAUUAAUCAUGGCUUUUGUCUAGAAUUUGCCGGUGCCUUGUUUGAUGUCCUUUCACACCAUAUGCCGGUACAGUAGUAACUCUAUCAAGCUGUACACUUGAUCUUCCCUCCUCUUUCUCCUUUUACAGGAAAAAGAUUUUUGAAAACUUUUAUGUUCACCGUGGAUCUACUUUUGAUUUUUGAUUUUUGAAACUGA